Molecule: messenger RNA, 3021 nt
Organism: Centruroides sculpturatus (bark scorpion)
Lineage: Eukaryota; Metazoa; Arthropoda; Arachnida; Scorpiones; Buthidae
Product: patched domain-containing protein 3-like
Exons: 4
Coding region: 220-2847 (875 amino acids)
Cellular component (GO): membrane
Source: RefSeq, a predicted model, not a curated record
UUUUUCUAUAAAUUAAUUUUAAGUGUUUAAAAGGCGUUCUUAUAAUAUGUUUAUUUGUAAAACACGCUGAUGUUUUUACGCUUUUAUCUUAGUAUUUGUACUUUGUGCUUUGAAAGAGAUUUUUUUAUCUCUUGAUAUAUUUUAGUUGUACCUACAGGCAUAAUAAGGAUACAACGCUAAAUAUUUUAACACAGACAUAUUCAUUUCUCAUAUAGAGAAAUGAAGCAUGAUUUUGUAAGAAGAAUCGUUUCUGUUGCAUUAUCUCGCAUUGGUUACAACGUAGGAUGUUACCCUCAAAUAUAUGUGGCAAUUUUCCUCAUAUUUUCACUCGUGUUAGCUACAGGAAUAAUACAUGUAUCACCUACGAAGGACAUAGACUAUCUUUAUGUACCAUCCGAUGCAAGAGGCAAAGCAGACAGAGCAGCUAUCGAAUCAAUGUUUCCCAAGAACACGUCACAAUGCGAUUACAGAAGAAUAUCUAGAUUGGAAGGAACUAUAGUUUUGGUAACGUCAAAAAAUAAAACUUCUAUACUAGAAGAAUCAAUAAUUGAAGAGGUCAUCAAACUGGAUGAAAUUAUACGAAAUAUCAGUGUUCUAUGGAAUAACGCAUUCGUUCGUUACGAAGAUUUAUGUUGUAAGUCAGAUGGGAACACUUGCCACGAAAACUACGCUUUGUCUUUAAAAGGAAAGACAAAUGACGUCAAGAAAGGAAUAUACAGAAUCAAAUACCCAGUUGAUAAAAUUGAAGGAAAACUAAUAAUCUCCGGUUUUGAAUUUGGAGGAGUCGCAGUAGAUGAGGAAAAUAUUAUUAGGGAUUCGAUGGCAAUGAGAUUGUAUUAUCCAAUGGACCAUGCUACAGAAGAGAAGAGAUCAAUAUCGCUGAAAUGGGAAGAAUUACUUCUAGAAAUAUUGUCAAAAAUUAACAUGAAUCAUAUUGAUAUUUAUAAAUUCCUUACGCACUCGGCCAAUAACGAAAUUGAUCGAAUAGGCGAAAGUGUUUUGUUUCUUACAUAUGUUAUUGCUCCAAUUAUGCUGACAUUUUCGGCAGUUUCUUCUUUAUCCACUGAUGCUCUAAGUAGUAAGCCUUGGUUAGGAGUUGCUGGUUGUGCAUCACCUUUCUUAGCAACUGUUGCAGCAUUUGGUUUACUAAUUUACUGCAAAGUAGAUUACUUUGCAUUAAACCUCAUAAUUAUUUUUCUAAUGCUAGGUAUAGGAGUAGACGAUUCCUUCAUAUUGGUAGCUGCGUGGAGACGAACUGACAUAAAGGCUUCUGUACCUAAUAGAAUGAAAGAAGCAUAUGCCGAAGCUGCAGUGUCCAUCACCAUUACGUCACUGACCAAUCUUUUUGCAUUUUGUAUGGGAUUUGUGACACCAUACAAAUGUAUUCAUAUAUUCAGCGCGUAUUCUGCUCUAGCAAUCGUGUUUGACUAUGUUUAUCAGUUAUUAUUUUUUGGAGGACUCAUGGCUUUAGAUGGAUACAGAGAAAAACAUAAUCUGCACUCAUUCCUUUGUUGGCCAGUUAAAGAAAAUAAUCGCAAAAUCGAAAACGGAAUACAUUUAAAAUCAACAAACAAGAAAAAAGAAAACGUUCUAAUGACGUUUUUCGGCAAUGUUUUAGGUGGAAUACUUGGAAAAUCAAUCAUUAAAAUAAUUGUGAUAUUAGUCUUCAUAAUUUACCUUACAGGUGCAAUAUACUGUACACGAUUUGUGCAAGAAGGAAACGACGUAAUCGAAUUCUUUCCCUACAUGUCUUAUGCGUUUGACUACUUGACAACUGAACAUAAAUAUUUCUCUAAUUAUAGUCAUCAAGUGCAAAUAGUCAUUAACCAGAAAUUAGACUAUUCAAAUGUCACCGUUCAAAAUGACAUAGAAGAUCUUCUGCAAAGUUUCGAAUCUGCACCUUUUAUGUCUGAUUCGUCGACCACAGAAAGUUGGCUGAGAGGAUUUCUGGCGUUUACUAAAUCUCCAUUUGCAAAGUUUUCACUUUCUGGUUAUAAUCUGAGUGAUUCUGAGGACUUUCUGAGUGCAUUUAAAAAUGUUUUCUUGAAACUAAAAAUAUCAAACAGAUUUAAAAGCGAUGUCGUCUUUAACAAUGAAGCUGAUAAAAUUACUGCUUCGAGAUUUCUCAUAUCCAGUUACGAUGACAAAACUGGAGACGAGACAAAAACUUUCUUCAGGAACGUAAGAAAAAUUGCCGAUAACAGCAAAUUUCCCGUAGUUGUAUAUAAUUUUAGAUUUAUGUAUUAUGAACUCUAUAGUAAUAUUCUUUCAAACUGUAUAAAAGCUGUGUGUUCUGCAGCUGUGGUAGUGAUUUCAGUUUUUCUUCUGUUUACUCCAAACGUAUUGUUUCUUUCGUCCGUUGCCAUCACUAUUGCUUCUAUUCAGGUCGGGUUGAUUGGAUACAUGUCCUAUUGGUAUGUGAAUGUAAAUACUGGCACAUUAAUAACUUUAGUGAUGUGUACGGGAUUUUGUGUAGAUUAUACAGUCCAUACGUCUUACGCGUUUAUCAAUUGCAAAAAGAAAACACCAAACGAGAAAAUCAGAAGUUGUUUAUAUACCGCUGGAUAUCCUGUUUUGCAAGGAUGUUUAUCUACUAUUUUGGGCGUUUCGGUAGCAUAUUUUGGACCAUCCGAAUCAUUUGUGAUAUUUUUUAAAAUUAUAUCUUUAAUGGUAAUUUUCGCUUCAUUUCACAGUUUGAUUUUACUGCCUGUAAUUUUAAGCAUUUUGGAUAAUAUUUCCUUUCCGUUUUUCAAAAAGAAAAGACCAGAUUUGGAAUGCAAUGAUAAUUAUACGAACGAACUUGAUGUUUUAAAUUCUCAAUGCAUUAUUCAAGGACAACAAGGUUGAGAAAUUAUUUCAUAUUAACUGGAUUGAAUCGAUUUAUAUACUUGAAAUCUAAAAGAUAUUAGUGAAAUUUUCUGUCAUGUAAUUUUUGAGUCUUUUUUUAACACGUCAUUUGUAUAAAAUAUUCGUGUAGUCCACGAAAUAGUGUAGUUACAUACUCGUCAUGUAAUACAACGA